Molecule: messenger RNA, 932 nt
Organism: Coturnix japonica (Japanese quail)
Lineage: Eukaryota; Metazoa; Chordata; Aves; Galliformes; Phasianidae
Gene: LGALS3
Product: galectin 3
Biological process (GO): negative regulation of extrinsic apoptotic signaling pathway; monocyte chemotaxis; macrophage chemotaxis
Cellular component (GO): cytoplasm; nucleus; immunological synapse
Molecular function (GO): laminin binding; IgE binding; disaccharide binding
Source: RefSeq, a predicted model, not a curated record
CUCUGCUCAAUGCUCCGUGCUCUGUGCUCCGCCCCGGGGCCGGGCAGCUCCGGGUGGGGAUAUUGCCCGGCCCCAACAUAGAGCCCGACACCCCGCCUUGGUGCGCGGCCCGACAGCUGCAGGACAAUGUCGGACGGUUUCUCUCUCUCCGAUGCUCUGCCUGCUCACAACCCUGGUGCCCCCCCACCCCAGGGCUGGAACCAGCCCCCGGGACCUGGGGCCUUUCCACCGUACCCUGGGUACCCAGGUGCUGGAUACCCUGGAGCACCAGGACCGUACCCGGGGGCACCGGGACCACAUCAUGGACCUCCAGGACAUCAUGGACCACCAGGACCACAUCAUGGACCACCAGGACCAUACCCUGGAGGACCAGCAGGACCAUACUCUGGAACUCCAUCCGCUCCACUGAAAGUCCCCUACGAUCUGCCCCUGCCAUCAGGCCUGGUGCCUCGGCUGCUCAUAACCAUCACCGGGACCAUCAACCCAAAUCCCAACAGGUUCUCGCUGGAUUUCAAGAGGGGCCAAGACAUUGCCUUCCACUUCAACCCCCGUUUCAACGAAGACCACAAAAGGGUCAUUGUCUGUAACUCAAUGAUCAACAACAACUGGGGGAAGGAGGAGAGAACAGCUCCUAGGUUCCCAUUUGAACCUGGGUCCCCCUUCAAGCUCCAGGUGCUCUGUGAGGGGGAUCACUUCAAGGUGGCAGCCAACGAUGCUCAUCUGCUGCAGUUCAACUUCCGUGAGAAGAGGCUGAACGAGGUGACCAAGCUCUGCAUCGCUGGGGACAUCACCCUCACCAGCGUCCUGACCUCCAUGAUUUAAUCACUGAGCUGUGCCUUUAACACAAGCCCAGCACUCCUCAGAGAGCUGUGACAGCAGCGCCUUCCUGGGUGAUUACUUUGAAGCAAUAAAAAGCAAUUCUCCAAGUAAAA